AUGGGUAAAUAUCAAAAAUUUAAAAGAUCAUGGAAAUAUCCCACUUACACCAACGAUACGGAACGGCGAUCCAGAAACGAGGACACACCGGUAAAAGUUAACUGUGGGGAUUCAUCACCAUCUGAUGUCAUUAACAUGUUUAGUGAUAACAUGCAAGUAAAUGAACUGCCGCCGUCGGAUUUUGAGCACCGUGGAGGAGAAAUAUGCGACUUAAAAAGAGAAAUAAGUACACUUCGCGAAAAAGUUCAAACACUUGAGCAAGAAAACAUAUAUGUACGUAAACAAGUAGAAAGUGAACAAAAUAAGCCUUCAAAUAUUUCACGUAUGGAGACCAUUAUAAAAGAAUUAAAACAGGAAAUAAAUGACAAGGACCAGAAAGCGUUGUUCAAUGACAUUGAAAUAAUUGGAAUACCUGAAGUUUCAGGUGAAACCCCAUUGCAUAUAAUGUCGACAGUUGCAAAUAAGAUGGGAGUUAUCUUAAAUGAUCAUGACAGUAUUUGCGGAGCGUGUCGGUCGCCAUUCGAGUAA
Messenger RNA from Parnassius apollo (apollo), 528 nucleotides. The record is from the annotation of a GenBank genome assembly. NCBI's taxonomy places the organism in Eukaryota, Metazoa, Arthropoda, Insecta, Lepidoptera, Papilionidae.